UUCUGCGCUGAGGAGGGGGUCCCCUUCUUCCCUUCUCCCUUCCUUCCCUUCUUUUGGGGGGUGCCCAUGGGGUCCCAAGGGGCUUCCCCUGACGGGGCGGACCUGCUGGCUGCCCUGCGUGCUUUCGGGAACCGUUCCUCUUCCUCCUCCUCCUCCUCCUCCUCUUCCUUGGGGUCCCCUUCGGGGGUCUCCCCCUCCUCUUCCUCCUCUUCCUCCUCUGUUUCCUCCUCCUCCUCCUGGUCCCCUCGCUGGUGGUGGGGCCGGGGUCUCUUGGUGGUGGCCUAUUCGCUGAUGGCCGGCGUGGCCCUGGUGGGCAACGGGGUGGUCUGCCGGGUGGUGGCCGCCCAUAAGAGGGGGCCCUCCUCCUCGGCCACGGGGCUCUUCAUCGCCAACCUGGCCCUGGCAGACAUCCUCAUCACCCUCCUCAACGCCCCCUUCACCCUGGUGAGGUUUGUGAGCAGCACCUGGGUUUUCGGGAAGCUGAUGUGCCACAUCAGUCGCUUUGGCCAGUAUUGCUCUGUCCAUGUCUAUGUGCUCACCCUGGCUGCCAUCGCUUUGGACCGUCACCAGGUGAUCAUGCAUCCGUUAAAGCCGCGAAUGUCCGUCGCGAAAGGAGGGGUUUGCAUCGUUCUCAUCUGGGUGAUGGCCAGCUGUUUCUCUCUGCCCCACGCGAUCUACCAGAAGCUGACACGCUUUCCUUAUGGGAACCGAACGAACCGCAUCGUGUGCCUGCCCAGCUUCCCGCGUCCCACGGACCUCUACUGGAAGUACCUGGACCUGGCUACUUUUAUCCUCCUCUACCUCCUGCCCUUGCUGGUCAUCUCCAUCACGUAUGCCAUGGUGGCCAAGAAGCUCUGGAUGCGCAACGCCAUCGGGGACGUCACCAUGGAGCAGUACUACGCCCACCAGCGGAAGAAGAAGAUGACCAUCAAGAUGCUGGUGGUGGUGGUGGCGGUCUUCGCCGUCUGCUGGUUCCCCCUCAACUGCUACCUGGUCCUCAUCUCCAGCAACGUCAUCCACAGCAGCAACGCCUUGUACUUCGCCUUCCACUGGUUCGCCAUGAGCAGCACUUGCUACAACCCCUUCAUCUACUGCUGGCUGAACGAGAGUUUCCGCUCCGAGAUCAAGUCCCUGCUGCGGGUCUGUUGGAGGAGGGACGUCUCCCGUCAGCGCGGACUACGGUCCAUCUCGGCCCCCUUCCGCCAUGCUUGGGAUGAGAACUGCUCUUGCAAGCAGGAGGCCGAUUCGGCGGAGAUGAGGAACGCCUCCGAGGGGAACUCUGCCCGGGCGGACAUCUCCAUCGUCCAGCCCAUCAUAGCUGGCAGCUGAGGCUCUGGUCUGCCAUGUUCACUGGGACUCUUGUGACUUUUGGGGCGGACACAACCUUGGGCCAUGGAGGCAGGGGACUGGUGAAUCUGUUCUGGGCUUUAGCAUGAACUUUAAGGAAGUUAUCCAAGGUGCGGAACCUAUUUUGGGGAUAGGGAACUCUCUUUCUCCUUGUUGGGUGGCACUUUUGUGGCUCCUGAAAUGCACACCAGACCCCCCCCCCCCCAAGCCCCAGUUAUUUAAACUUGGAAGCCCUGAAGGCACAAUGGUUAAAAUGCCAGGACUGUUGUGAGUUUGAUCCCGCAGGGCUCCAAGGUUGACUCAGCCGUCCAUCCUUUCGGUAAAAUGAGUUGCUGGGGGCAAUUGGCUAACACUUGUAAAACUGCUUAGAGAGUGCUCAGCACUACAAAGCAUUGUAGAAAAUGUACACACUAUUGCUAUUGCUAUUGCUAUUAAGAAUCGGCCCAGUUUUGGGGGGAAAUUCUGCCUUUCUAAACAUGUUGUUGCAUGUGAAAACUUCCUUCCACCAUUUUGAGAGGGAUUGGAGAGGAAAAGGGAGGCAUUAGAGGUUGCUCUGUGUGUAUGUGAAGGUGCAACUCAUAGUAGUGGGGAUGGUCUGGCAUGGUGGGAAUUUGCCCCUGGUCCCCAUGCAAUUGCCCAUCCCUGAUCUAUCCGACAGCCUUCUUUCCCUCCAGCCUUUAAGUGUGAUUACUGAUUCUGAAUGAUGCCUCUAUAUUUUUGGUAGCUGCAUAAUGGACCCAAGGUGCAGAUUUGUAGACAAGUACUGGACCUUCUGUUCUUCUUCUUCUUCCUUGCUUUUUCGUUCCGCUAAGCCUUGGGCUCUUUGCUCGCGAAGUCAAAAACCCGUUUGGAGAACUUACACUGUGACUCACAUCCCUUUGGCUAACUGACGCACUUUCC
Sceloporus undulatus (fence lizard) is the source of this 2247-nucleotide messenger RNA. Its product is annotated as probable G-protein coupled receptor 83. Lineage: Eukaryota; Metazoa; Chordata; Lepidosauria; Squamata; Phrynosomatidae. The transcript is spliced from 4 exons. Bases 67 to 1329 code for a protein of 420 amino acids. The record is from RefSeq and is a predicted model, not a curated record. Gene Ontology annotation, molecular function: neuropeptide Y receptor activity. Gene Ontology annotation, cellular component: membrane. Gene Ontology annotation, biological process: neuropeptide signaling pathway.